UUUCGUGACGCGACUUCCGGGAGUUUGUUCGGGGCGCUCGGCAGGCGGCGGGGAGUGGGGAGUUUGACAGCGGCGGACAAACAAGGACGCGUGGAAGGAGACACACGUUCGUUUCCCUUGUUCUCUGUUCCUCCGUACAGAGGGAGUCCUUCUGUAACCUGCCGAGAACUCUGCCAAUAUGGACGCACCGCAACUCCAGGCUGAUGUGUGAGUUGGCCUCAGACCCAGUCCACCAUCGACAUGGUAGACAUAGAGAGCCCCUACAGCCCUCUGUCCCCGCUGGAGGACUCUGUGCUGAACAGCCCGCUCUACACGGACUUCGUGGUUGCGGGAAACCUCCAAGACAUCUCAGAGCCCAUCAAUGAAGAGGCACUCAGCAACCUAGAUGUAUCCGAGUACCACUCAUCCGGCCUGUGCUCCAGCUCCGAGAGCUCCACGGUGCCAGAUGCUCUAACUCCAGCCUCGAGUCCGUCUUCAGUUGUGUGCGGGGUCGUAGCAGGACAGGAAGAGUUCACCUCUGCUUCUCUAAACCUGGAGUGUCGUGUGUGUGCGGACCGAGCCUCAGGAUAUCAUUAUGGUGUCCAUGCUUGUGAGGGUUGCAAGGGCUUCUUCAGGCGCACGAUCCGCCUCAAGCUAGAUUAUGACAAGUGUGAACGCCACUGCAAAAUCCAAAAGAAGAACCGGAACAAGUGCCAAUACUGCCGCUUUCAAAAGUGCCUAGCUGUGGGCAUGUCCCACAAUGCCAUCCGCUUUGGCCGAAUGCCCCAGUCCGAGAAGCUGAAGCUGAAGGCAGAGAUACUAACUGGGGAGAGGGAGGUGGAGAAUCCUCAGUUAGCUGACCAGAAAACCCUGGCCAAACAGAUCUACGAGGCUUAUCUGAAGAACUUCAGCAUGAACAAAUCUAAAGCGCGGACCAUCCUGACAGGCAAAACAAACACACCACCCUUUGUAAUCCAUGACAUGGAGACUUUGCAUCUAGCUGAGCAGACUCUGGUGGCAAAGAUGGUUGGCACUGCAGGUGGACUGCUUGAUAAGGAUGCAGAAGUGCGGAUCUUCCACUGCUGCCAGUACACGUCGGUGGAGACUGUCACAGAGCUCACUGAGUUUGCCAAGUCUGUUCCAGGCUUCUGCAACCUCGACCUGAAUGACCAGGUAACACUGUUAAAAUAUGGUGUGUAUGAGGCACUCUUUGCCAUGCUGGCCUCUUGCAUGAAUAAAGAUGGAUUGCUGGUUGCCUAUGGCAGUGGCUUCAUCACACGAGAGUUCCUAAAGAGCCUGCGACGACCUAUUAGUGACAUGAUGGAGCCCAAGUUCCAGUUUGCCAUGAAGUUCAAUGCACUGGGACUGGAUGACAGUGACCUGGCCCUGUUUGUGGCAGCCAUCAUCUGCUGUGGAGAUCGCCCAGGCCUGAUGAAUGUCCCAUACAUCGAGCGGAUGCAGGAGAGCAUCGUCCACGUCCUGCAGCUCCACAUACAGAAUAACCACCCAGACAAUUCUUUCCUCUUCCCUAAACUCCUGCAGAAACUAGCUGACCUGCGUCAGCUAGUCACAGAGCAUGCCCAGUUAGUGCAAGAGAUCAAGAAAAUGGAGGACACAUCACUGCAUCCUCUGCUCCAGGAAAUCUACAAAGACAUGUACUAAAGGAUACUCAUGAGCUACUAAAUUGUACAGGGCAUGGUAAAGGCACAAGAGACCAAGGGAGCGGAUUUAGCCCUAAACCUUUUCUAGUGAUUGAGGGCGAGGACUUCUCUGACACCUCAGAUGUUCAUUUGUUCCUAAAAAAUUAGGAAAUGCUCUCAGGGGACUCCGGAAUCUGUCCUUGUUAAAGACACAGCGUAACCCUAUCGGAAGGGCUGCCAACAAACCACUAUGCACAAGAGACAGUGGUGUCCAGAAAGUAAAUGCCAGCCAGCUGUACAGAAGCGAUGGAAAUCAGGUAGAGGGGAUUUCUUUAGAAAGGACCAGUGUCAGGAUAGUCCUAAUUCACACUGCACUAAAGUUUCAUUUGUACUUUUUUUGACUCAUGGUUUAUUAUACUUUCUAAAAAUGUACACUAAUCUACGUGAACUUCUUCAUGGGUUAGAGACUGUGAAAACAAGCCUACAAAAUCAGGCUUGUUGAUACAGCAAUAUGUCCUUUAAACACAAAUAAGGGUACAUUUGCAUGACACAGACCUGGCGAAGCCUUUGUAAAUCCAAAACAUGCAGUAGUGGUAUAGUAAUGGUUUGGUUGUUCAGCAAGAAUAGGAACAUGAAAUCUGUAUUACAUAAAUGUGCAGAAGAUAGCAACAAGUGGGUUCAUAUCAGGUUGAAAAAAAAAAGAAACUACAGGGCUUGUAAAUGUGUUUUCUAAAAAUUCAUAAUAAGUUCACCAACUCAUGAUUAUUAUGUACACAACAGUCAAAUGACCCUUCAUAAUCUUGAAAUAUUUGUGGCAUGAAUGUUAGCAUUUGUUCCUGGGGUUGUAUGAAUCAGGCUGCUCAGUUAGAGUAAAGAUCAUGAGUUGGGGUCAGUUUGUGCCUCUGUUUCUAAAUAUAAUAGACAAGGUAGAGCUGAUAAUGUGUCAGAAGUAUUUCUAGGAUGUUUUAUUAUGUUGCCUCUGAUAUAUUUCCAAGACAGUUUUAUUAACACCUGGUUAGUUUGCUCAGGUCCAAAAUCGUUUGCCUGAUGUCAGCUCAGUGUUUGUCAUUGCAUCAAUGACAGCCAGAUACUGAUGCAGUGAAGCAAUGUAAAAUAUGCACACACACAAAAAAAAUGUUAUUACACUCCUUUUUUUGUAAGCUAAACUUGAUAUUUCACAAGUUCCUACAUUUUGCUAAAAAAAAAAAAAAAAGAAAAGAAAGAAAGAAAUUUAAAAAUGAUUAAUUUGCUUAUGGCAGGGCGCUUUCUUAUUAGUAGCAAAACCACCUUAAAAGCUCUUAAUAGAUUAGUGAUCACCUCUAGACUCUGCGUUCUUUUCUUGGUGUAAACCUGGAUGCAAUAUGUGUAAUACUACCUGUCCUGAUCUUUCUAGUGCUGGCACCCAAGCUUUUCACUGGACUCUACACAUCUAUCCAGUUUCCAUGAGAUGCUCUGCAACACAAAAUCCAGUCAUAUGUCUUGGAACAAAACUAAUUUGCGCCUUUUUCUAGAUUUUUAAAAAGCUAGCAUUUCUGCUGUAAAUGUAGAACUUGAAGCUUAAUAAAGCAGGUCUUUUGGGGCCAUUGGUUGCUGCAAUUUGUUAUUGCAGGAUCUUAUUUCUUUCUGGUGGGAUCUAGUGUCCUCCCUCGGUUUAGCCACAGCUCAACUGUAUUAGUGAGAGGGGCAUUGCGAAAUUCUUCCUGAAGGAGGGCUGAGGAUUUGUGUCGCUCCAGUCUUGCACUCAGAACCCUGCAGCUUCAAGCGGUAAUCAAUGGCUGGGACAAUCAGUGUUUUAAAUAAAUGAAAAAUAAAUGACAGAUUAACACACAAAGCAGUCAAACUACAUUUCCAAUAUGAAAUAAUAAGGAAUCUUUGAUGGGGGUAUUUAUCAAGAAGGCUGGUGGCAGAUUAAUCACGACAAAUUUUUAAUAAACAUUUAGGCCUAUGUGGAGUGAUGAAACACUAUGGCCAAAAGUAUGUGGACACCUGAUCAUCACACCCAUGUUUGUUGAACAUUGAAUUCCAGAUUUAAUCCCCUCCACUCUUCUGGGAAGGCUUUCCAGUAGAUUUUGGAGAGUGGCUGUGGGGAUUUGUGUUCAUUCAGCUACAAGAGCAUUAGUGAGGUCAGGCACUGAUGUCUAGAGGACUGGGGUGCAGUCGGUGUUCCGGUUCAUCCCAAAGGUGUCCAGUGAGGUUGACAUUCGAGUUCUUCCACUUGAACCUUGACAAAUCAUGCCUUCAUGGAGCUUGCUUUGUGCACAGGGGCAUUGUCAUGCUGGAGCAGGUUUGGGCCUCUUAGUUCCAGUGAAGGGAAAUAUUCUAUUUAGUUGUGUGCAUCCAAUUUUGUGGCAACAGUUUGGGGAAGGAACACACGUGUGUGAUGGUCAGGUGUCCACAAACUUAUGGCCAUGCAGUGUAGAUUAGGAGAUGGGUGAUUUUCUGGUGGACACAUUUUAAUUAAAUUUAUUUAGAGGAACACUUUUAUUUAUUUAACUUUCUGAAAUCAGGUGUAGGCAAAGAUGUAAAAAGUAUUUUAAUACAUUAGUACAAUACAAAACUAGUAUGCAAUAGGAUGGAAAGAACAUUCAAUUGCCCUGGUUUAAAUUGGUUUUUAAGGUAAUAAACUAAUCUCCCUUAUGUAAUUUAUAUUUAAUAAGCAAAUAGCCCACAUUUGCGUCAGAAUCAGUUGAACAAAACAUUCGGCCAGAGACCUCAUCAAUAACUGCAUUAGACCAAUAAUUCACAAAUACUUUAGAAAUUGUAAUAUGGCAAGAUAAUCGUCGCACUGUUAACAUUUCCAUGAAAUAUAGGCAGAAAAGUCAAGCCGAUGCUGUUGGGUUAAUUCCUCCUGCCUUUUUUUUUUCUCAAUAAGAAUUUUGCUUUUGGCAUAGAAUUAGUAUAUGCAUGUAUAUAUUUGGCGCAUCUGAAUGUAAGCCUCCAUAUAUGUGAAAGAUUCAAUUAUCUGAGAGAUGAAUGCUCACCUCGCUUCAGGUGCCCCCCCUCUCUCAUGAUACUCAGGUAUCAGAAGAAUAUUCUACUGUACCUGUAUGUUAUGUUUAUAGCAUAUGAUUAGCAUGUAAACUGUCUUAACCAGAACAAUUAAAAAAACAAAACAAAAAAAAAAAACAAGAAAUUAAUUAUUGGUACAUAGCAAACCUUUACGCUGAUCCUUCAAGCUGGAUCUGAAAGUGUUGUAAGAAACGGACAGCUCUACGUUUGUAUUUAUUUUCACAAAUACAGUGACAGUGGCCAUAUUUCCUUUUAAAGGGACCUAAAUGCAAUUUUUGCCUGUAUAUCAUGUGAUAAAUAUUUUGAAAUUGCAUUCAUAUCACCAACAUGGGUAGUGUGGGCACCAUAUACACUUAUAGUUGUUUUUAAUGGUGUAAUAUUUUUAUACUAAAGCAAGACUCUGUUAAUAUAUAAAAUCUUGUCAAAUAGUUGGGAUUUAUUAAAUUGAGUACAAUUUAAAAUAGUGGAAUGGUUAGCCAGCUAGCAGAAUGUACUGUCAUGAAGAGAAACAUCUAUGUGAACAUGUUUUCUAUGUGUCCUAAUCUUCUUUCUGUUGGUGCCACAGCACCGAGGAGAUUUACCCAUUUACCCAGGGGUAGUACUCAGAGAUAGAACCCCUUGUUUUGGAGUGUAUGAAAUCUUAGCCCAUAUGACAGGUUUUAGUCUCAGGUAGAACCUCUAAAACCACAUGCACACUUGACGGUUAUGAUUUUCAAUAACUGACAUCCUGACCUUCGUGUCAUCUAGUGUCUGUUCAUGGUGCUUCCUGUGGACAGUACAGUUAUGUUGGUAGGAAUAGUUCAUUCAUUGUGUAACUUUGUAGUUAUACAAUGAAUGAAAUAGUAUGUGUGUGUUGAUUUUCAUAAUGAGCUGUUUCACUAAAGCUCAUUAAAGCACAUGUAAUUACAUGUUGUAUAAUUACACUAUCCUGCAGUUUCAGCACUUACUGUACUUGCAGUACUGAAAAGAAUUGUCUUAAGACGAAUUGCGAGUUCAAUUAAAUUCAUAAUCCUAGGUUAGUACUAAUAGAUUUACUAUGAUUAGACAUUAUCAUUACAUUAUCAUCACACGUUAUUAUUAUUUAUUAUAAUUGAUGCAUUGGUAUAUGAACAUGUUGUCUUGUCAGUUUGGGUGUGAUUUAUGCUAUUUAUACUUUAAGGAUUGCAGAUAUGUCAGACACAUGGAUGAAAGGAAUCUGAUUUAACUGCCUUUGUCAAACCUAAGCCAAGAGUCAAUAACUGUGCCUUAGCUACAGACUUUCUGAACAUACUGUAUGUUAUUUAACAGUUUGUGGUCAAGGUUGCAAACACAAUUUAAUAGCCCAAAUGCUGCAUUUUUGUUCAUGCUACCCACAGUGACAACAACUGAAAGAAUAUUGGCUUGGUGUGUAAAUGAGUGCUUAGAGAAUAGCAAAUAUGUUGUGGAUUAAAAUAAUAAUUGCACACAUGAAAAUUCCAUUUUGUUUUCAUAAUAUUUUAUUGGAAAGGGAUUUUAACAAUACCGUAUCAGGGGAAAUGUUGCAGAAUGUACGCUAGCACAGGUCAGAACUGGUUAGGCAACAGUUCUUCAGACAGCACAUAACGUCAUUUAAAAGGAAAGAUGUAUACGGAUACAAAAACCUUUUGUCAUUUUUUGACUUCUUUUCAACAGAUUAAUAGGAUGUAUUUAACAAAACCCACACUAUCUGUAAGCAUUAAAAAUCUAUUUGUAAAAUUCAAA
Molecule: messenger RNA, 6347 nt
Organism: Ictalurus punctatus (channel catfish)
Lineage: Eukaryota; Metazoa; Chordata; Actinopteri; Siluriformes; Ictaluridae
Gene: pparab
Product: peroxisome proliferator-activated receptor alpha b
Exons: 8
Coding region: 241-1641 (466 amino acids)
Biological process (GO): regulation of lipid metabolic process; hormone-mediated signaling pathway; negative regulation of transcription by RNA polymerase II
Cellular component (GO): nucleus
Molecular function (GO): nuclear receptor activity; zinc ion binding; RNA polymerase II cis-regulatory region sequence-specific DNA binding
Source: RefSeq, a predicted model, not a curated record